AACCAUUUUUUUAGGUUUUAGAUAAACCCUGGUGGGAAGCGUUUACACAAUUUGAAAGCUUGGAACGAAGAAGAUUUGUCGCUCUGAAUCUUGAGGCGUUUUAAUCUCUACCAUUCAUGGCAUGUAAUUCCUCAGCCUGCCAGUCCAACUGCUACAGAAAUCAACAUGAUGAACAUACAAUCGAACAAGAUUCACCUCCUUCAAGCAGGCCCGAUACACCAGCUGCCAUGGAGGCUCGUCGAGUUAUCACGAAAGACGACAAUAGUAAUACGAAUCUCUGCUUUAAAUGUAAGUCCAAGGAACGUAUGUCUACCUCCGGAGUAGGAGACGAUGGACGAUUUUGCAGUGAUUGCUUUCGGAGCAACUUGUUUGCUAAGUUCCGGCAGGCUGUAACCUCUAACGCCAUGAUCUCUCCUUCUGAUAAAGUGCUUGUUGCGUUCUCUGGAGGCCCUUGUUCCAGGGUGGCUUUGCAGUUUGUUCAUGAAAUGCAAGUAAAAGCACACAAUAAUUUUGAAGCAAGUAGGGAUAGAUCACUGCAAGUUUUUGGUGUCGGAGUUGCUUAUAUCAAUGAAACUGCUGCUUGUUCUAUCCCUUCGGACGAGAUAGACAAAACAGUUCAAACCAUCCAAUCGGUUGUGUCAAGUCUCUGUCAACCAAGAAAAAAUUUGCAUAUUGUUCAAAUUGAGAGUGUAUACUCUUCAAAUUUGAAUGAUGGAAGGGAGAAGUUGAAGAAGCUGUUAGAUGCAGUCAAUGACGUCACAGGAAAAGAAGACCUUAUCUCAUAUUUGCGGAUGUUAUCCUUGCAAAAAAUUGCAGCUGAAAAUGGGUACAACAGACUUCUAGUUGGAACAUGUACUUCAAGGAUUGCAUGCCAUGUGAUUUCGUCUACGGUUAAGGGCCAAGGGUAUUCCUUGCCGGGAGAUGUACAGUAUAUUGAUGCAAGGUGGGAGGUUCCAGUUGUACUUCCUCUACUUGACUGUCUUGCGCAAGAGCUCAACAUGCUUUGCUGCGUUGAUGGUCUAAAGACAGUGGAACUGACCAAAAAGUCCAGUUCUGGCAUCAAUGACCUGGUCUCCUCAUUUGUGGCUCUUUUGCAGGUAGAAAAUCCUUCUCGUGAGUCUACAAUUGUGAGAACUGCUGGAAAGCUUACUCCAUUCAAUUUUAGCAGAAUACCAGAUUUGAACGAAAGUAAUAAUGUUCCUUUGGCCACGAAAAGGCGCCAACAGAGAAAUAACUUUAAGCAUGUUAACUCUUUAUCUUCGGAGUCAUUUUGUGCAGUCUGUAAUGGGCCACUUAACACGUCAGAUGUGCUAACUCGCCAUGCAGGUUCAAGUAUUUUAGGUGCUUGUUGUUCAAGUUGUCAAUUUCAGAUUCUUCCCAAGGAUUCUUCAUCUCAAGAACUGUUUCUUUCACUCUUGCCACCCUCUAUGGUUGCUCGAGCCACACAUGGCAGCCUUGGCAAUUCCAAUUCGCUAAGGAAGAAAAUACAGGAGUUCUUACUCUCAGAUGAUGAAGCUGAAUCAUAAUUCAGGAGUUAUUUUCCCUCAGUUCAACAACUGGUAAUAUUGCCUUGUGAUCUAUAAAUUGAAUUGAUUGCUAAUUAGGGAAUCAAGGGUGAAUUCAAGAUAUAAUUGACUUCUGUGCAUCCUCAUUGUUCUUUCUAUGGCUAUUGGUUUCCAUAAUGAAGGAUCAGAAGUCCACAUUGAGAAGGAACCAAGGGCGAAACCAACUAUUAGUCACUAGAGUUGUCUCUAAUAAAACCAUGUCUGGAGACCGCACAUUAUAUAAAAUUUAUUUUCCUAUUUUUUAAAUAUAUUGGGUUGUUGAAACUUGAAACUCUAAUGUUAGUUAGAGAUAUAGGAAAAGAGUUUAUUGUGGUCUGCCUUGUCUAGUCAUUUAUUGAAAGCUCUCAAACCUAUUAUGCAUAAAAAGAAAAGAAACCUUACCUGAACUUUGGGUAUUUUGAAGAUUGGUAGUCAA
This is a messenger RNA of Cucumis sativus (cucumber), 1980 nucleotides long. Its product is annotated as cytoplasmic tRNA 2-thiolation protein 2. Gene Ontology annotation, molecular function: tRNA binding; sulfurtransferase activity. The coding region runs from base 117 to 1526 and encodes 469 amino acids. The transcript has 7 exons. Gene Ontology annotation, cellular component: cytosol. Gene Ontology annotation, biological process: tRNA wobble position uridine thiolation. Lineage: Eukaryota; Viridiplantae; Streptophyta; Magnoliopsida; Cucurbitales; Cucurbitaceae. The record is from RefSeq and is a predicted model, not a curated record.